AACACCUCCGAGUCUACAUGCAUCGUCCUUAUUGGAGACUUUAAUCUUCCAACAAUCGAUUGGUCUCUUGAUCAACCAACUCCCGCAACUAACGGUGGGCAACUCGAAGAGUCAUUCUGUGACUUAGUUGGUGAUACUUUCUUUCAACAGUUCGUCAGAAGUACAACCCACACUGGAGAAAACAUGCUUGAUCUUCUGCUAU
Messenger RNA from Paramuricea clavata, 202 nucleotides. Lineage: Eukaryota; Metazoa; Cnidaria; Anthozoa; Malacalcyonacea; Plexauridae. The record is from the annotation of a GenBank genome assembly.